Ilyonectria robusta is the source of this 552-nucleotide messenger RNA. RefSeq lists its product as uncharacterized. The transcript is spliced from 2 exons. The record is from RefSeq and is a predicted model, not a curated record. The coding region runs from base 1 to 552 and encodes 183 amino acids. Lineage: Eukaryota; Fungi; Ascomycota; Sordariomycetes; Hypocreales; Nectriaceae.
AUGUUGAACGCCAUACUUUCCCUGUUGCUGUCGUGGUUGUGCCAUCUCCUGUUGAUCGCUGCCCGUCAUAGAGAGGGCUUCAGGCGGACCGCUGGUGGAGCAGGUUCCUCUUUUGGCUCUCUGCCCCCAGCUCAACCCAAUCACGACAUCCCCGCCGCGCGUCGACGCCACCAAUUCCUCCAUUCAUGUGUCUCAGUCUCUCAAGUCUACGUAGUAUUGCUGAGCCCCGUCGAUUCGCGUUCUUUGUCCAACUCCCCGUUGAUCCGUCUAUCCGUUCGCUCCCCUCCGCUGGUAAGGCGCGCGUCCCGACCCGCCGUCUUCUUUUAUUCCUUCUUCUCCCCUACUGCAGACCUCCCCCUGCCACAACAAACCGUGUGCCGAGGGCGGCCAGACAUUCAGGGACAAUCAGAUAUCUACAAUAUCCACCUCCCCCAAAACAGAUGCCAGAUUCCGUCGCCCAGUGGUGGAAUCCAAUCGCCGCCAAGCUUCCAUUCGCGAAUGGACACAGUGCCUACAGCCAGCCUAAGCGUCUGGGAUCACGUCUGGGAUUGA